Messenger RNA from Saprolegnia parasitica CBS 223.65, 1242 nucleotides. RefSeq lists its product as hypothetical. The transcript is spliced from 2 exons. The record is from RefSeq and is a predicted model, not a curated record. Bases 1 to 1194 code for a protein of 397 amino acids. Lineage: Eukaryota; Oomycota; Saprolegniomycetes; Saprolegniales; Saprolegniaceae.
AUGGCGGCAACGACUCCGAAGCGCAUCGCCCUCUUCAUGGACGGCACGUGGAACACGCCCGAGUCCGACACCAACGUCCACCGCCUCUAUGACGCGACGGCGACGUCUGCCGAUCAAAUCAAGCAGUACUUUCCCGGCGUGGGCACGUCAUGGGGGUCGUACUUGACGGGCGGCCUCCUAGCUGUUGGCAUGAAGGACAUCAUCUACAACGUGUACAAGUACCUCGCCAAGGUCUACGUCCCCGGCGACAAGGUGUAUCUUUUUGGGUUUAGCCGCGGUGCGUUUGAGGUGCGCGCCCUCGUUGGAUUCAUCGAUACGUGCGGUCUUGCGGCGCCCGAGAGUGCGGCCACGGUCGACAUACUAUGGGACCAGUACGAGCUUGUGCACAAGAACACGAGUGCCCGAUCGCUGGACCAGCUCCUCGCGCUGCCCGAAACGAAGCGCGGAGUGCUCACCAAGACGGAGGCAAUCAUGGUCAACCACUGCACGCCUAUUGCAAUCCACUUCGUCGGCAUCUUUGACGUUGUGGCCGCCGACCCGCGGAGCGACCGACACCGGUACGGGCAGAACCCGACCAAGGUCGGCCGCAUCGUCCACGCCAUGGCGAUUGACGAGCACCGCGAGUCGUUCCAGGUCAUGUACUGCGAGGAGCCGCCCAAGCGCUUUGCGGAGCACAUGAACUUGGACUCGAUCCGGCAAAUUACGAGCUCUGACGACAGCGAAGACGUCGCCUUGGAAGACGAAGAGGCCAUGCACUUUGUCGAGCAGCGCUGGUUUGCCGGUGUCCACAGCAACAUUGGCGGCGGCUUCUCGGCGACGGACGUGCUCUCGCUCAUUCCGCUGCGCUGGGUGCAGCAGUGCGCGAUCCAGCAAGGGCUUGCGUUCAAGAACGAGUUUACGCUCGAUGGCACCGAGCACCUCCGCGACAGCGAGCAAAUGGACAUUGACUGGAAGCAGCGCGUCAUGAUGCUAGGCCAUACGCACUUGCGCAAGAUCAACGAGGACACGUCAGUGAACGAGACCAUCGACAAGACUGUGUUUGAGCGCUACCAAAACAAAGCCAUGAAGUACGCGCCCGAGAACCUGAUGCGCUGGGCCUCGUCCCGUGGCCUUCAGCUCGACAAGAUCACACCCGCGAAUCUGUGGGCUGAGACGGGCAGUCCCGUGCAGCACCACUGCAAGGAAGACGAGUAGACACUCAAUACGACUUUAUACACUGUAUAUAAACACUGAUAUGCCCAC